CAGCUGACUGGUAUUUGUCAAGUAUGGAGAAAUAAGACGUGGCAACCCUUUCCAUCCUUGAACCAAGGAAGAUCAUUCUUUACAUUAAACAGUUUAAACGAUACAAUUGUUGUCAGCGGAGGGUUAACUCCAGAAACAUCAAGCAGUAUGGAGAUAUACAAUAAAACAGGAGAGAAAUGGGAACAGCUGAGUAUUGAAUUAACUUUUGCUAGAUAUCAACAUUGUGCUGUUGACAUUAGCGGAAAACUAUUGAUAAUGGGUGGAAAGGCUGAAGCAUCAGUAACAGAAACAGUGGAACAAUACACAAUAAACUUAGCUACAUUAGAAGCUAGUAAUAUUACGAAGGCAAAUAUGCUAACUGAAAGAUACAUGUUCUCUUGUGCUGUCUUUGAGAACAAUGUGUAUAUUUCUGGUGGCACUGACACAUAUGAUGAUUCUGUGGAUAUGUAUGAUGUUGAUAAGGAUGUCUGGACACGAUUAACGACAACGCUCAAUGAUGGAAGUUCAUAUUAUCGCCAAAUUAUUAAUCUGAAUGGAGCUUUGUAUCUUUUUGCCAAGGUGACAGAAGUCUACAAGGAUGGCAUCUGGAGUCUUGUCAAUGAUUCAACUAUAUCUGAAAAUGAUUUCUUCAACAUGGUGGUUGUACCUUGUGAGAACUACCUUUGUGGAUAAAUGUUCACUAAAUAUUUAAUGGAUUUCAUUCCACAUCGCAAUGUUGAUGGAAACAAUUGCUAGAAUCGAAAUUAAAUUUGUGAAACUUUC
Molecule: messenger RNA, 762 nt
Organism: Eurytemora carolleeae
Lineage: Eukaryota; Metazoa; Arthropoda; Copepoda; Calanoida; Temoridae
Exons: 4
Coding region: 148-672 (174 amino acids)
Molecular function (GO): protein binding
Source: RefSeq, a predicted model, not a curated record